This is a messenger RNA of Daucus carota subsp. sativus, 840 nucleotides long. RefSeq names its product cationic peroxidase 2-like. Gene Ontology annotation, cellular component: plasmodesma; plant-type cell wall. Lineage: Eukaryota; Viridiplantae; Streptophyta; Magnoliopsida; Apiales; Apiaceae. Gene Ontology annotation, biological process: hydrogen peroxide catabolic process; response to oxidative stress. The coding region runs from base 16 to 804 and encodes 262 amino acids. The record is from RefSeq and is a predicted model, not a curated record. The transcript has 3 exons. Gene Ontology annotation, molecular function: heme binding; peroxidase activity.
CCCGGGUUACUGAGAAUGAUUUUCCAUGACUGUUUUGUUCAAGGCUGCGACGGUUCGAUUCUUAUAAACGGGCCUUCGACUGAGAAAACGGCUCCUCCGAAUCUUUUGUUGAGAGGGUAUGAAGUUAUUGAUGAUGCCAAGGCACAGCUCGAAGUUGCGUGCCCUAACACCAUAUCUUGCGCUGAUAUUCUUGCUCUUGCUGCUCGCGACGCUGCUGUUCAGGCUGGUGCAUUGACAUAUCUUGUGCCUACUGGCCGCAGAGAUGGACGCGUUUCAUUAGCAUCUGAUACUGCUAAUUUGCCCGGGUUUACCGAUUCAGUUGAAGUCCAGAAGCAAAAGUUUGCAGCUAAAGGUCUAAGCACCGAAGAUCUCGUCACACUAGUAGGCGGGCACACUAUCGGGACAGUGGCAUGCCAAUUCAUCAGAUACAGAUUGUACAACUUCACAACCACUGGUGGUGCUGAUCCCUCAAUUGAUCCCACAUUUCUUCCCACACUUCAAUCGCUUUGUCCCGUAGACGGAGACGGAAGCAAACGUAUCGGAUUAGACUAUGGAAGCAGUGACAAGUUCGACCAUUCGUUCUUCAAAAAUGUACAGAGUAGCAGAGGAAUUCUUGAAUUAGAUCAAAGGCUAUGGGCAGAUGCUUCUACUAAAAAUGUGGUGCAGAGAUAUAUUGGUAUCAGGGGACUGGCUGGAUUGACUUUAAACUUUCAGUUUGGAAGGUCGAUGAUUAAAAUGAGUGGGAUUGAAGUGAAAACUGGUACAGCUGGGGAAAUUCGUAAAGUUUGCUCAACAAUUAACUGAGAAAUCGGUUGAUUUGAAUGACAUUAUGUGGUUUAU